AUGGAACCAAAACUCCACCCUCCUCUCACCGUUUCAAACACAAAGAACCUGAUUCCCAUAACCCUGGAAGCCGAAUCAACACAAUACUCGACCUGGUCUGAACUAUUUCGCAUUCAGUGUCGUGUUUACCAAGUUCUCGAUCAUCUAUCCCCCAAACCCACCACUGAUUCCGAUGCCGCAAAAACUACCACAACAAAACCCACUGAUGAUUCUGAUUCCACACCAAAAUCCACCACCCCACCUCCAGCCGACGCAUCUUGGGACAGGCUGGACGCUGUUGUCCUGCAAUGGAUCUGCAGCAAAGUCUCGACCGACCUCCUCAACACCGUCAUCACCCUUGGCAUGACCGCCUACGACGCCUGGACAACCCUUGCUAGCCUCUUUAAUGACAAUAAGGCUGCUCGAGCCCUCCAUCUCACCCACAAACUCACCACCACUCGACCAGAGAAUUUCCCGAACAUGUCGGCAUACUACGAGGCCGUCAAGACUAUCGCGGAUGAACUCAGUAACGUUGACUGCCCGCUUGAUAAUCAUCGCCUUGUCUUGCAGCUGCUUGCAGGAUUGACUGGCGCUUAUGAAGGUAUCUCCACUAUCUUGCAGUCGAAAGAACCCCUGCCUUCCUUUUAUGAAGCCCGGACAUAA
Molecule: messenger RNA, 642 nt
Organism: Helianthus annuus (common sunflower)
Lineage: Eukaryota; Viridiplantae; Streptophyta; Magnoliopsida; Asterales; Asteraceae
Exons: 1
Coding region: 1-642 (213 amino acids)
Source: RefSeq, a predicted model, not a curated record